AUGAGGGUGUGUGAGCAGUUGUUGAUGGGGCUGUGUGAGCAGUUGUCUAUGGAGAUGUAUGAAAAACUGUCGAUGGGGAUAUGUGAGCAGUUGUCUAUGGAGAUGUAUGAAAAACUGUCGAUGGGGAUAUGUGAGCGGUUGUCGAUGGGGAUGUGUGUGCAGUUGUCGAUGAGGCUGUAUGAGCAGCUGUCUAUGGAGAUGUGUGAGCAGCUGUUGAUGGGGAUGUGUAAGCAGCUGUCGAUGGGGAUGUGUGAGCAGCUGUUGAUGGGGAUGUGUAAGCAGCUGUCGAUGGGGAUGUGUAAGCAGCUGUUGAUGGGGAUGUGUAAGCAGCUGUCUAUUGGGAUGUGUAAGCAGCUGUUGAUGGGGAUGUGUGAGCAGCUGUUGAUGGGGAUGUGUAAGCAGCUGUUGAUGGGGAUGUGUGAGCAGCUGUUGAUGGGGAUGUGUAAGCAGCUGUUGAUGGGGAUGUGUGAGCAGCUGUUGAUGGGGAUGUGUAAGCAGCUGUUGAUGGGGAUGUGUAAGCAGCUGUUGAUGGGGAUGUGUGAGCAGCUGUCGAUGGGGAUGUGUGAGCAGCUGUCGAUGGGGAAGUGUAAGCAGCUGUCUAUGGGGAAGUGUGAGCAGCUGUUGAUGGGGAUGUGA
Molecule: messenger RNA, 636 nt
Organism: Haliotis rufescens (red abalone)
Lineage: Eukaryota; Metazoa; Mollusca; Gastropoda; Lepetellida; Haliotidae
Exons: 1
Coding region: 1-636 (211 amino acids)
Source: RefSeq, a predicted model, not a curated record